Molecule: messenger RNA, 3339 nt
Organism: Pundamilia nyererei
Lineage: Eukaryota; Metazoa; Chordata; Actinopteri; Cichliformes; Cichlidae
Gene: vps51
Product: VPS51 subunit of GARP complex
Exons: 11
Coding region: 280-2751 (823 amino acids)
Biological process (GO): Golgi vesicle transport; lysosomal transport; Golgi organization
Cellular component (GO): GARP complex; membrane; EARP complex
Source: RefSeq, a predicted model, not a curated record
CUGGUGGACGACGUAACACCGGAUAGGCUAGAAACCCGGAAACAACAGCGCUUCCACCUAGCUGCUUCUGUCUCAGAGAAAAUAUGACAUUUUCUGAAUAUUUAUCCUGAAUGAGUUUGUUGUUUCCAGUUGGCAGCGAGGCUAAACACACAGCGAUUACACAGGAGCUGUGUGCUGCUAGUGCUAGUGGCUGUCGUUUGUCUCCUGUCAGCUGGUUUGUCGUCGCCUUUGUUUAUCGUUAUUUUACUUUAAACGUUUCACAGCUGGCCGCCGUUCAUUAUGGACGAGGGCUCGGUGCCGGUGGCUGAAGACCCGGGAAGGAGGCGGAGGGUGCACGGCAUGUUGAAGCUCUACUACGGGCUGAAUGAGGAAGGAAAGGCCCCGGAGCAGCCGGAGUCCCUGGAUCCCUGCGACAUCAAUGGGCCUCAUUUCGACCCGGAGCUCUAUCUCAACAAGCUCAGGAGGGAGUGCUCUCUCACGGAGCUGAUGGACCAGGAGACCUGUAUGGUCAGGCAGAUCCGCUCUUUGGACAGCGACAUGCAAACCCUGGUGUAUGAAAACUACAACAAGUUUAUAUCUGCUACAGACACCAUAAGAAAGAUGAAGAAUGACUUCAAGAAAAUGGAAGAUGAAAUGGAUUGUCUGUCUGCUAACAUGGCUGCGAUCACAGAGUUCAGUGCUCGGAUCAGCGGCACUCUUCAAGACCAGCACGCGCAGAUAACCAAACUCUCUGGUGUUCACACUCUGUUGAGGAAGCUGCAGUUUCUGUUUGAACUCCCCGCAAGAUUGAAUAAAUGUUUGGAGCUGCAGGCCUACGCUCAGGCGGUGAACACCCACCGCCGUGCCCGCUGCGUACUGCAGCAGUACAGCCACCUGCCCUCCUUCAAGGGAAUUCAGGAUGACUGUCACGCCAUCAUGGACAAGCUGGCCCAGGAGCUUCGACAGAAGUUCAGGGAUGGUGGGUCAAGUGCCAAAGAUUUAUCAGAGUGUGUGGAGCUUCUGUUGCAGUUGGAUGAGCCUGCAGAAGAGCUCUGUGAUAAAUUCCUGAGCCACGCGCGGUCUCGCCUUGAGUCAGAUCUUCAGGGCCUGGAAGCAGAGAUAAGGCCGUACCCGUCCACAGCCACAAAAGAUGCUUCCGCGCACGGGUUGUCGUCUGCAACAGCCCCCGGAUCGCCGACCGACGGCUCCCCCAAAAACAGCUCUCUGCCUUCCCCUGCAUCAAAUACUGACAUCCUGGAAUUCAUUGACAGAGGCUGCAAUGAGUUUGUGAGCAGCUUAUGCUUGGUAAUCACUUCCUAUCAAGAACUGUUUAUCAACCAUGCUCAAAAGGGCGAGCUGGCAUCCAAAAAUAUUCCUCAGAUGGCAAAUGGCAAGCUGCAUGCCUUUGUGGAUGAUUUGGCUGCUCGAUAUUUCAUGCUUGUCGAGCGGAGAAUACAAGAGGAGAAAGGGGUUGGGGAUAACUCCCUACUUGUACGUGCGCUGGACCGCUUCCACCGCAGACUCCAGGCUGUGGCCAAACUUCUGCCUGGCUCAGCUGUGCCAAACAAGGGGACGGAGAUUGUGAUACGGGCGGCGACGGAGCGAGUCAAGCAGUACCUUUCCGCUCUGCAGAGCUUCUACAUGGACAGCUUGACAGACGUGAGGCAGGCUCUGGCAACUCCUCGUCUCUCUGUGGCUGGCACUUCUGUGGCUGGGCCAGCCUCUGGCAGAGACGCUCCAACCAGCCUACCAGAGCUGCUCUCCUCCCUGUCAGCCUCAAUUCUCAAUCAGAUUAAGUCGGUGCUGGCAUCAGUGCAUCUCUUUACAGCUAAGGACAUCACAUUCUCUAACAAGCCGUACUUCAAGGGUGAAUUCUGCAGCCAGGGUGUACGUGAGAGCCUGGUGGUGAGCUUUAUCAAGUUUGUAUGCCAGUCUUCUCGGCAGUUUUGUGAGACCGCCGGAGACAAAGGAGGUUCAACUCCCCCAGCCCUUCUGUUGCUGCUGUCUCGUCUUUGCUUGGACUACGAAACCUCAACCAUCUCCUACAUACUUACUCUCACAGAUGAACAGUUCCUUGUACAGCACCACAGUCCCGUAACACCUGUUACAACUUUAUGUGCAGAAGCCAGGGAGGCAGCACAGAAACUACUCAACCAUUAUGUCAAGGUUCAGGGUCUGAUUAUUUCCCAAAUGUUAAGAAAAAGCGUUGAAACCAGAGACUGGGUUAACACUAUUGAGCCAAGAAAUGUCCGCGCUGUCAUGAAGAGAGUAGUAGAGGACACCACAUCCAUUGAUGUGCAGGUUGGUCUCUUGUAUGAAGAGGGCGUGAGGAAAGCGCACAGCAGCGACUCCAGCAAAAGGACUUUCUCUGUCUACAGCAGCUCCAGGCAGCAAGCCCGCUAUGCUGCCAGCUACACCCCAAGUGCUCCCAUGGAUACCAAUCUGCUGAGCAACAUACACAAGCUGUUCUCUGAAAGGAUCGACAUCUUUAGCUCAGUGGAGUUCAACAAGGUGUCCGUGAUGACGGGAAUUAUCAAAAUCAGCUUAAAAACAUUCCUGGAGUGUGUCCGCCUGCGCACUUUUGGCCGAUACGGGCUGCAGCAGAUCCAGGUGGACUGCCACUACCUGCAGAUGUACUUGUGGCGCUUUGUUUCCGACGAGAAUCUCGUGCACUUCCUGCUAGAUGAGAUCGUUGGAAGCGCCGCCCACCGCUGCCUGGAUCCCGCACCAAUGGAGCAGAGUGUUAUCGAAGUUAUCUGUGAAAGAGGCUAAGGCUCGAGGGAUGGAAAGAUUUACACCGAAAUCAUGAAUCCAAAUUUAAACACUUCUGUUCUGUUCAACACUUGCUGUUCAGUCUGUUGAUCCAGAUCGAACGAGUCAGGAAUGAUUACUUUUUCAACACUAAAUCAAACAGUAGUAGCUGUUAACUGACGGCAAAUUUGUGGCAGAUUUAAAUCGAAGUGCUUGUCAUUAAAGUCCAAAUGAGCCUGUACCACUUUGGUUUGAUAUCGUAACUGUUACAAACUAACAAAAUCAUCUCCAUCUCCUCCUUAUACAAAGAUAGAGUUGAAUAAUCCACUGUACAAGCUGAAGCUUUUAGCACCUGUUUCACUUGAAGGAUAAAAUAUUGACCUUGAGUACAUAAUAUUAAUGACUACAGAGAGAAGCUGUGUCCUGUGAAAAUCACAUGUAUUAAUAAAUAAUUUUUAAGAGUGCUUUGCUGAAUAAUAAUUUUCUGAUUAUGUAAUCCAUGUGUGUCUACCUGCUACCUUCAGGUCGUUUGAGUCUGUUUUCUGGGCUUGUUUCCAUGUAAGGAAUGUUUAAAUGUAGCUUGUCUGCAAUAAAAGGGUAUGACUGUGG